UUAUAACAGUACUGUCGGUGCAAGCAAUCACUGUAUCCGUAGAUCGGGCUGACAUCCGACCAGUUAAUGUCCCACAGUUGGAUCAGAGUCAGUCAAUGUUUGUAAAUGGCUGGAGACCACUAAAUACAAACUACGAUAAUGUUGCAAUUCCUGUUGCAUCCUCAAAUAACUUUGACCGAAGCUUAACUCCUCAUCAUCAGGUUAUUGGAAAAUUACAAGAUCAUAUGACUGUAUCGGAGCGUUUGAAGCCUCAACGGUUUGAAAAACCGCAUCAGAUUGAAUACACUCCAACGAAUCUUCUUGGAAGCUUUAGUAUUUUCAGUCAUGUACUGCCCAAACAACGAGGUGAAAAUCCUUCAUCUACAGAGCCUAAAACUCUAUCAACCGAGAGAGAGUAUACGUUUUUAGUACCGCCACCAAGAGACUCUUUAAGAUUUGACGUAGAAUCACAAAAGAAGUUACCCAUUAGAGACAACGAACCAUUUGUACGAUCUUCGCAAUAUGUUUCUCAGGCUAUUAAACCGGAUUCCCGUGCUCCUACAUAUUAUAUUAAACCUGCGAGUUACUCCACUAACGUCAAUUCCUUCUCACAGGGACGACCUUUUGUUAAUGGAUAUAGUGCCCAACAAUCGCUUAUACCUACAAGGCAUUCAGGGAAACAAUACGAAGAAUUAAAAUCUUCCAAUGAAAAACCAUACUAUCAAACUUCCAAUAUGAAAGUCUCUAUUGGAUUCGGUAAAGAUAAAGUAAAUGACGAUCAAGCAUUUGAUCAUUUUCAGCAACAACCAAAAGGCCAACAAAUUAGUAAUAGCAAUUUUUACAAUCAGAUUAACCAUGCCGCUCACUAUAAGCAGGCCACAUAUGAGCGUGAUCCGAGUUUUCUUGUGCACGAAAGUCAUGAAGUUAGUUACGUAACCCCAUCAUCUUAUAAAUAUCGUCCGCUUUCUUAUUAUUUUGAUAAUUCAGUACAAGAUGCAUAUACUUCAUCAACAGUUCCUUCGAGACUUGAGUCUAAUAAAUUUACUCAACAGCAAACACCUAGUAGUACACGACCCGCAGGAUUCAAACAAUUUCAAACAAGUACCAAAAACGUAGAUAAGCAUCAUCCUGAAUCACAUCAUAGCCUGUCAAAUACAUUUUACAUAUCUGAUUUUCAAAAGACAAGAUAUACCCCUGACAUCAAUGAAGUACUUCCAAAAACAAAUCAACCUGCAAAAUUUAAUCAAGUAAGUACUACAGCUAUGCCGUAUCUAUCUGAUCAUAACUCCAAGGUAGUUUAUGUACGUCCUGAAUUACAGCAUCAGCAAUACCCAAGUUCGAUAAUACCUUUAAAUAUUAAUCAAAGACCACCCGAAGUUGAAUAUGAAACUCCCGAGAGUAUUUCUCUAAAGCAUUUUAAUGAACAACAAUUCCUACUACAACAACAAUUAAUAGAGCAAGACAGGAAACGCUUAAGAGAGCAAGAAAAACGUAGACAACAAGAAUUGCAGCGUCAACAACAAGAAGAACUUGAUAGGAGGCAACAGGAAAUAAAACUUUUAGAACAAAAAGAAAAAGAAAAACAAUUAGAAGAGCUUCAAACUAUUCAACCAGAUAUUAUUAAAGAAGUACCGCUAAGGCAUCAUUAUGUUCAAUACCCUAUACAAGAACAAAAAAUAAUUCCGAAAGAACAAUAUAAAUAUACUUAUUAUCAACAACAAUACGAGUCACCCAAAGAAAUCUCUUCUGAAACACCUGUAGAAAUAAAUAAAGAAAACAGCUUAUUUAAGCCAAUAACAAUACAAAAAAAUGAAGAAAUUGUAACGCCAGCAGAUACGGAAUCUACAACUCAAGAAGAAUUUCAACCAAUUAUACGCCCUUAUCGUCCUCUAAAACCAUUCAGAGAUCAAGUCAGAAGACGUAAACCUACUACAGUAAUUUAUGAGCAUAUACCAACAGAAUUGCCAACACAAUACAAUUCCGAAACUUCGGAAAGUUUAACGGAUAUUCCUAUACAAACAACAAGUCUGCCAGAAACGACUACAACUCAAACACCAGAAAGAGCUAUACGAACUAGGCGACCAGGAGGUCCUCUCAGAAGGCGGAGACCUUCAACUACUACAACUACAACACAAGAACCUAACGAGUAUGAAGAAGAGAUUAUCAAGUAUAAUACUCCUGCCGUUCAAGACUUUGAAAAAAAGAAGCGCCUUAGACCUAUUGCAAGUAAUUAUCAAGAGAACAGUAACGAAAGACGGCUAAUCAGAAAACGUCCUGGUAAUCGUGCAAAAAUUUACAAUAAGGAACGUGAUAAUACUAAUACAGUACCAGAAAGAAUAAAAUCUACAGACCAGUCCCUAAGAGAUAUCUCACCUACAGAAAAUUAUCCAGCGCCAUUCUUAAAAGAAUUAUAUUCUUCCGAAUAUUUAUCGACUUCGGAUAAGACUUUGACACAAGAUAAUUCUCAAGAAGUUCAAACUGAAAAUAUUCCGAGUGAAUAUUAUUUCGAAACCACAGCAACAUCCACUUUGGAAUACUUAGAACCAUCGCACGAUGAUCAUCGCGUGGAGCACAACACGCAAAAGGUUGAUGAUAAUGGUUCUCUAGAUAAUAUAUUCACAAAAACUGAGGUGAAUCAUGUAGAAACCACACCCACGACAACUUCGACCUAUUUGACAACGAGUAGUACGAGUACAAUGAGCACAACUAGUGAACCAUCCACUACGACAAAAACAGUAAUCGCAUCUUCUAAAACCACUCAUCGAAUGCGUCCAAUACGCUAUGGAAAUGCCACGCGUCCUCGUUUCAGCAUCAAAGAUUAUAAGAGUCGCUUAGACUAUAAAACUCGACUGAGUCAGCCCUCCUCAACGGAAGUUGCCACCGUCACUGCCACCCCAAAAUUACGUAGUCACAAAAAUCAACAGAAUCCGGCAGACCCGAGCUUUAAAGAAGCCGUAGGCAGAUACAAAUAUACGCCACGCUCACCUUAUAGGAUAUCAACAACAACAACUGGAGGUCUUCAAUCAGAUGAUAAUAAUAGCGCAACGACUGACAGAAGUAUCCGGUUCUCCCACAAGAAGAGGAUAAAUGCGAAUCAAUAUUACAGGAAUCGUAUCUCAGGUACGACUCCUCUUAAUUCCAAUAAGCAAGAUCAAGAGCACGCUAUAUCCCAGAGUACAACCAGACCCGAAAAUUUGUACAUCUCUGGGAUUCGCAAGAGACCGGCGUUAAAAAAUCGACCUCAGUUAUUGGAACGUAACAAGGUUGUCGAAUCCACAGAAAUGCAAUCGGCUGCGGAAACAGGCUUCUUCGCGACAACCACAACAAGCUCCAGUCCCACGGAUGCUGCAAACGAGAUCAAUGAACCUAAAGAGGCCAUUGCAGAAGAAUCGAAGAAGCCGGCGAUUGAGAUCCAAGAGGAGAAGUUGUCGGUUGACCUGAGUGACGUGACAAUGGACGAGACGGAGGACUCGAACAAGCGGAUCUCACCAAUCACAUUGAAGGCGACAACAGAGCUCAAUCAUGACAAUCACGCAGAAAACAAUCAACGAGCGACAAUUGCGACGACUCAGGAUUUGACGACGCCUUUCGAUAUUAGACACGAAGAAGAACUCUUCGCCAAGGCCUCGCAAAGCGUCGCCGACCUUACGAGUUCGGCUUCGGCGCUCUACGACAAACCUGGCAUGUUCAAAGCUGUGUCCCCUGCCAACGAAAAUAGAUUGAUAUCGACACACCUCAAAAUUGCUACAGAUGAACCGACCCUGCCGAUCGAGGCUUUUUUCCAGGACAUAUCCAAGAAGAACUGAAGGGAUGCCUCUAUAAAUCGUGUGAUACGCCAAGAUUGUUUCGUGGUAUUUUAAUAAAUUAGUCGCGAGAACUGGAAAAUUUUUUCGUGAACGUGCUCUAAUGUUUAUUUGCACAUUCUGCCGAGAAAAAAUUCCUUUACGAAAAUGCUAUUACAAUACAGCGAUACUUUUUUUGUCAAUGAUAGUUUUAACUUAAACUAUCAUUUUAUUGAUAUCGUUUCAAAAAUAUUUCCUGUAAUUUAGUACAUUUUUUAGUAUA
Molecule: messenger RNA, 4044 nt
Organism: Ceratosolen solmsi marchali
Lineage: Eukaryota; Metazoa; Arthropoda; Insecta; Hymenoptera; Agaonidae
Product: histone-lysine N-methyltransferase, H3 lysine-79 specific
Exons: 4
Coding region: 96-3785 (1229 amino acids)
Source: RefSeq, a predicted model, not a curated record